Messenger RNA from Iphiclides podalirius (scarce swallowtail), 540 nucleotides. The record is from the annotation of a GenBank genome assembly. Lineage: Eukaryota; Metazoa; Arthropoda; Insecta; Lepidoptera; Papilionidae.
AUGUACAUCGGUCUGAGGUGUGCUGGAAAGCGUGAGCCGGAAAAAGAAUUAGAGGCGCAGAGAUGGAUUGAGGCGGUAAUCGGGGAGAGGUUUCCGGCGGACCUCCCUUACGAAUUGGCUCUUCGUGAUGGCAUUAUCCUCUGCAAGCUGAUGAACAGACUUCAGCCCGGUAUCAUAACUAAGGUCAAUGUCUCGGGCGGCGACUACAAGUUCAUGGAUAACAUUAACCAGUUCCAAAAAGCGUGCGUCAAGUACGGCGUGCCGGACGUCGAUUUGUUCCAAACAACCGACCUGUGGGAUCAGAAGAACAUAGCCCUCGUCACCCAAACAAUCUUCGCGAUUGGCAGAACGGCGUACAAACACCCUGAAUGGCGCGGCCCCCACCUCGGACCUCGGCCCGCUGAAGAGAACCGUCGGGAGUUCAGCGAAGACGUUCUCCGUGCUGGUGAGACUGUCAUAGGUCUCCAAGCGGGCACCAACAAAAUGGCCAGCCAGUCCGGCCAGAACUUCGGUGCAUCUCGAAAAAUUAUACUGGGCAAG